UCCAUCCGCAGCGAAGACCAAGGAGGGGGAGGGGUCGCACCGCUGCGGCCCGCUGGCCCAUUCCGCAACAGGCCGGAUAUAUACCGGAGGCGAUAAGGGGUCAACAUGUCGAGGAUCAAGUGUUUGUUUGCUCAUCCUUGCCGCCGGAUUGCCAUCGGUCCCCGACAGCCCUAUCCAACAGCAGCAGCAGCGCAGCCCUUCACACACUCAUCGAGGUUCGACAUGCCGCUCACGACGCCGUCCGUGUAUCCGCCGCCGUCGGCCGAGUUCAUGAAAUGGCCUAGCCGCCGGAGCGUGGUACACAGCACGAAGGGCAUCGUGGCCUGCACCCAGCCCCUGGCCGCCAAGUGCGGCAUCGACAUUCUUAACGCCGGAGGCAACGCUGCUGAUGCAGCCGUGGCAGUGGCCGCCGGCCUCAACAUGACGGAGCCCUGCUCGACGGGGAUCGGCGGCGACAUGUUCUGCUUGUACUACGACGCCAAGACGGGCACCGUGUCGGCCCUGAACGGCUCCGGGCGCUCUGGCGCCAAGUGCACGCUCGAGAGGAUCCGCAAGGACCUCGGUCUGGCCGACGGCGAGUCCGGCACGAUCCCGAUGAGCAGCGUUCACGCCGUCACCGUGCCGGGCGCCGCCGCCGGCUGGGUCGACACGGUCGAGCGCUUCGGCAGCGGCAAGCUGAGCCUGGCACAGAUCCUGGCGCCGGCCAUCGAGCUCGGCGAAAAGGGGUUCCCGGUGUCGGAGGACGCCGCCUUCUUCUGGCAGCGGUCCGAGCAGAUCCUCCGCAAGGCCUCUCCCAACUUUGCCGAGAUGCUCAAGCAGGACCCGUCGGCGCCCGACGGCGUGCGCGCACCCCGGGCGGGGGACAUCAUGAAGCUCCCCAACCUGGCGCGCACGUUCCGCACGCUCGCGGCCGAGGGCAAGAAGGGCUUCUACACCGGGCGCAUCGCCGAGGAGAUCAUCCGGGUCGUGCGCGACCGCGGCGGCCACCUCGAGCUCGAGGACCUGCAGCACCACCUCGAGCAGGGCAGCGAGCCGGUGGACCCCAUCUCGCUCAAGUUCCGCGGCCAGGGCACCGGCGCGUCCACGGGCGGCAUCGAGCUGUGGGAGCACCCGCCCAACGGCCAGGGCAUCAUCGCGCUGAUGGCCCUCGGCAUCCUGCAGGAGCUCGAAGCCCAGGGCAAGAUCCCGACCUUCACGCCGGCCGACCACAACACGGCCCCCUACCUCCACGCCAUCAUCGAAUCCCUGCGCAUCGCCUUCGCCGACGCGAACUGGUUCGUGACGGACCCCUCCCCCAGCACGACCACCACGCACCCGCCCGUCCCCACGGCGGCGCUCAUCUCGCAGCCCUACCUCGCCGCGCGCGCGGCCGCGCUGUUCGACCCGCACCGGGCCAGCCCGCUGCCGGCGCACGGGUCGCCGGCGCUGCGCGCGAGCGACACGGUGUACCUGUGCGUGGCGGACGGCGCGGGCAACGCCAUCUCCUUCAUCAACUCCAACUACGGCGGCUUCGGCACGGCGAUGGUGCCGCGCGGGUGCGGCUUCACGCUGCAGAACCGGGGCGCGGGCUUCGCGCUGGACGCGGCGCACCCCAACGCGCUCGCGCCGCGCAAGCGGCCCUACCACACCAUCAUCCCCGCGCUGGCGACCAACCUGCGGGACGGCAGCCUGCACAGCGUCUUCGGCGUCAUGGGCGGCUACAUGCAGCCGCAGGGCCACGUGCAGGUGCUGCUGGGCCAGCUGGUGGGCGGGCUGAGCCCGCAGCAGGCGCUGGACGCGCCGCGGGUGUGCAUCGGCGCCGGCAUGGCCGACGUCGGCGCCGUCGGGGACCUGACGGUGUACGUGGAGGAGGGCAUGCCCGAGGAGACGGUACGCGGCCUGCGGGAGCUGGGACACCGCGUCGAGGUGCUGAGCGGCUGGGGGCCCAAGGGCAGGCAGAUGUUUGGGCGCGGGCAGGUGAUCCGCUGGACGGUGGACGAGGUCGAUGGGACGGGGGUGUGGUCCGCGGGCAGUGAUAUGCGUGGCGACGGGGCGGCGUAUCCGGCGUGAGGCAGGCUGUUCAGGGAAAGGAAGAAAGGGGAGUGGUGUUAGUUUGGCAAUGUACAAUUCUA
Thermothielavioides terrestris NRRL 8126 is the source of this 2111-nucleotide messenger RNA. RefSeq lists its product as uncharacterized. Bases 223 to 2049 code for a protein of 608 amino acids. The transcript has 4 exons. NCBI's taxonomy places the organism in Eukaryota, Fungi, Ascomycota, Sordariomycetes, Sordariales, Chaetomiaceae. The record is from RefSeq and is a predicted model, not a curated record.